GCCCCCGCACCUUUCCCCGCAUCUUCCCCGCCGUCAUGUCUUCGGGAGUCCUCCACACGUUGAGCGCGGCCGCCCCUGAGCCGACGACAAGCACUGCCGGCAUCAAUGGCGCUGCACCCACUGGGUAUAAGCUCGGCGAGUUCUGCAUCGAUGAGUAUAGGCCUAUCAAGGUCGUUUGUAUCGGUGCGGGGUUUAGCGGGAUUGCUGCGGGGAUUCGGUUUCCACAGAAGGUGCCGAAUGUGAAUUUGACGAUAUACGACAAGAACCCAGGGGUGGGCGGCGCUUGGUAUUUGAACAAGUACCCUGGUCUGGCUUGUGACAUACCUUCCCACUGUUACCAAUACACAUUCGAGGAGAACACCAACUGGUCAGCGUUCUACGCCCCCGGCCCGGAGAUCCGCGCGUACCUCGAGCGCGUGGCGGACAAGUACAAAGUGCACAAGUACCUGAAGCUCUCGCACGAGCUCACAGGCGCCUACUGGGACGAGCGCAAAUCACACUGGCGGUUGACCCUCCGCCGGUUGUCUCCCAAUUCAACGCCGGAGAAUCCGCAGUACGAAGACAUCGAGGACACGGCGGACGUGCUGUUCUCGUCUUUGGGCGCGCUCGGGCGGUGGAAAUGGCCGGAUAUCCCUGGGCUGAGUGAAUUCAAAGGGAGGGUGCUGCACAGCGCGCAGUGGGAUGUUACGGACGGGCAUUGGGAGGAGGGCGUGCGGGACUGGGGGGACAAGAAGGUUGGCGUGAUCGGUGUUGGAAGCUCGGCGAUACAGAUCGUGCCUGCACUGCAGCCUAAGGUGAAGCAGGUGGUGAACUUUGUGCGUGGGAAGACAUGGCUCGCGACGCCGUUCUCGGGCGAGAAGAUGGCGGAGCUGCUGAAGAGGGAUGCAGGCGCUGCAAACUAUAAGUUCAGUGAUGAAGAUAAGAAGCGCUUCAAGGAGGACCCGGAGUUUUACAGGAAGUUCCGGCACGAGCUUGAGUCGGAUUUGAACUCCGUACACGGCGCGACCCUUCGCGGGAGCGCGCAGCAGCAAGGGGCACGAGAGGCUUUUAAGGAGAAUAUGAUGAAGAAGUUGGCGAAGAAGCCGUGGAUCGCGGAGCACAUCAUACCCGACUUUGCGGUGGCGUGCAGACGGCUGACGCCAGGACCUGGUUAUCUGGAGUCGCUUUGUGAGGACAACGUGACCUUCGAGACGAACGAAAUCAAGCGCGUGACGCCGACCGGCAUCGAGAUGACGGAUGGACGACACUACGAGCUGGACGUGAUCGUCUGCGCGACGGGCUUCGACACGUCCUUCAAAUACCCCUUCCCUUUCGUCGGGCGCGGGGGCGUCACCCUCCACGAGAAGUUCACGCCGCAUCCCCGCACGUACAUGGGUAUGUGCGUCGACGGAUUCCCGAAUUGGUUCCAGAGCCUCGGGCCGAACUCGGGCGUCGGUUCCGGCAGCUUGUUGGUGAUUAUUGAACGACAGCUGGAGUACUGUGUGCAGGCCACAUUGAAGAUGCAGAGAGAGCGGUUGAAGGUGGUGGAGGUGAAGAAAGAAGCGGUGGAUGAUUUCGAUGAGUAUUUGGAGGCGUACUUCCCCAAGACCGUCUACAGCGAGAAGUGUAGGUCUUGGUACAAGAUGGGUAAGGAGGAAGGCCGCGUAGUCGGACUUUGGCCAGGAUCAUGUUUGCACGCAGUCCGAGCUCUCGCGCACCCCCGCUGGGAGGACUUCGACUACGAGCUCGCCGACCCGGUCAAGAACAGGUUCUACUGGCUCGGCGACGGGCAGACGUAUAACGAGAAGACGAUGACGGGCGAUCGUGCUUGGUAUUUGAGCCCGGAGGAAGUGGAUAUACCGCCUAUUCCCAAGGAUUAAAUAGUUCCGGGACUAGCUUUAGGACGAUGUGUGUACGGGGGUUUUGGGGUUAUAAACGUGGUGUAGAAUAGAUAGGUCUGGUCAGCUCGUGUAACAUCUGAAUUUUUCAUGAUCAUGCUGAAUGGAUAGAAAUGAAUGGCCGCCUAAUGCGUUCUGAUC
Molecule: messenger RNA, 2018 nt
Organism: Gloeophyllum trabeum ATCC 11539
Lineage: Eukaryota; Fungi; Basidiomycota; Agaricomycetes; Gloeophyllales; Gloeophyllaceae
Product: flavin-binding monooxygenase
Exons: 14
Coding region: 36-1859 (607 amino acids)
Source: RefSeq, a predicted model, not a curated record